GCAUGGGCUUUAAUGGAUUGGGCGGGUUGGGUGAUGGUUAACCAUCGAACCCAUCAAGGAGCAGAGAGUCACAGAGAAUACUCGAUACAGACACAGAACUGAGAGAAGAGAACGCCUGAACGAGAAGAGGAGAUGAUGAAAUCUAGGGUUUAGCAGAGACCAUUCGAUCAAUACAAUGAUUUAAUCUGUCGGAGAACGAAGAGGGAACUCUAGGUUUUAGCAGAGAUACGGCGAUUAAGGCUAUCGGAGAACGCAGAGGGAAGGACGAAUUCUAGGGUUUAGCAGAGACCAAUACGUCGAUUUAGGCUGCCAUUUCAGGUGCUUCUGCUUCUGCAUGAUUCCCAAGAAUAUUGCUUUCUUGCCAAAUACAAAGACUUGCAACACUAAAGUCAGGUUGAACGCAAACCAAAUACUUAACCUUCUUGAUUUCUUGCAACACUAAGUAGAUUCUUAAGGGGAACCACUGCAAUGAGCAACAAGACACUAAUCAAAUGGUCAAAACAAAUCACAACAUCCCAAGUACAGAAGCUGAUACGAGCAGAAAGAGACAUCCAGAAAGCAAUUCUCAUCUUUGAUUCAGCAACAGGUGAGUAUGCUAAUGGAUUCCGACAUGAUCACAACACCUUUGGAGUCAUGAUUUCCAGAUUAGUUUCAGCUAAUCAGUUCAGAUCAGCUGAGGAGCUCCUCAGUAGAAUGAAGGAGGAGAAGUGUGAUCUUACAGAAGGCAUAUUCCUUUCCAUCUGCAGAGCUUAUGGGCGAGCUCACAGGCCACUUGAUGCCCUCAGAAUUUUUCACAAUAUGAAGGAAUUCCAGUGUGAACCCACUCAAAAAUCUUAUGUCACCAUCUGUUCUAUUCUUGUUGAUAAUAACCAGUUGAAGAUAGCCAAAAAAAUUUACAGGCACAUGAAAGAAAUGGGUUUUCCACCCAAUACUGCUUCACUCAAUGUUUUGAUCAAGGCUCUUUGCAUGAGCAGUGGGACAAUGGAUGCUGCUCUUAGAAUAUUCAGAGAAAUGCCCAACCGUGGAUGUAUUCCUGAUUCUUACACGUAUGGUACUUUGAUUAAUGGGUUAUGUAAGAUGCAAAGGAUUGAAGAAGCAAAGGAGCUAUUCAAAGAGAUGGAAACAAAAGGUUGUUCAUGCACUGUUGUUACGUAUACGUCUUUGAUUCAUGGUUUGUGCUUGUCUAACAGUUUGAAUGAAGCCAUAAAAUUAUUUGAAGAGAUGAGUAGCAAAGGUAUUGAACCCAAUGUAGUUACUUACAGUUCUUUGAUGGAUGGUCUCUGCAAGAGUGGACAAUCUUCAGAAGCCAUUGGGUUACUGGAAAGGAUGGUUAGUAAGCACUAUUCCCCAAAUAUGAUUACUUAUAGUGCUUUGAUUAAUGGACUUUGCAAUGAAGGAAAGAUUAGGGAAGCACUGGAGGUACUUGACAGGAUGAAGCUUCAAGGAUUGAAACCAGAUGCAGGGUUGUAUGGAAAAGUUAUACAUGGUCUCUGUGAUUCCUUUAAAUUCCAAGAGGCUGCAAAUUUCCUUGAUGAGAUGGUUCUUGGGGGAAUCUCACCUAAUCGUCUAACUUGGAGCCUUCAUGUUAAGAUUCAUAAUAUGGUUGUUCAGGGCCUUUGUACUGAUAAUGAUUCAAGUCGAGCCUUUCAAGUGUAUCUUAGUACACGUACCAGAGGCAUCUCCAUUGAUUCUCAGACAUUUAAUUCUCUUGUAAGUUGUUUUUCUAAGAUAGGCGACAUUCACAAAUCUGCUCGCCUUGUCAAUGAGAUGGUGUUGGAAGGAUGUGUUCCUGAUAAGGCCAUAUGGAAUUCUGUUGUUGAUGGAUUCUGGAGUCGAAGGAAUGUGCGAGAAGUUGCUGAGUUGCUGCAAGUUGAGUUGAUGCAGGACUUUCUUGAGCCCAAAGUUUGAUUUUUAGCAAGAUCUUGCAUCCUUGCAGCCAUUCUGGACUCCACUAUAGGAAGUUGUUAUUUGAUAAAAAAACCUCUCUCCGGAGUGCAUACUGCUUGAGGCCUACAAUAUCAUGCAAUUUUUCACAUCUUGCACAAGACCCUUUAUGCCUGGAAACAGGCUUGUGGCUCACAUGUAUCAUGGUUGUUUCUUAAGGUGCUAACUGAGUUGUGCUUGAGACAUUGGAGGAUUUGUUGAGCAUUACCCAUAUGUUCAAUAUUGAUCUCAUUUGCAGGCAAUGAAUAAAACCGCUUGAAAGGACAGAAUUCAUGAAACCACAUGCCAUCCAUUAAUGUGCAUAGUGCCAGUCCAAUUCCUUCAUGGCAAUGACAGAAUCUGGUUCCCCCAUCAAGGAAUUAUCCUUUAUUAUUGAUAUUAAGGAAAGCUACAUUUCUCCAUUGGAAGGUGUGAGAAGAGAUCAAUCCCUGCAUUCCAUACGCUGGACUUUGCAAGAAACUUAGCCUAAAAGGUGUCAGAGAUGUGCUUUCAUUGGUGGAUACUAGAGACUCAAAAGCCACAUGCAUGAGUGGAGAUCACAGAUUAUAGAUAGCUUUUCGUCAAAGUAUCAGAUAGGCAUCUAUUGGUACGAGCAUGGAAAUAAAUGGAAUCUCCUAAAGCCUUCCAGUAGAAGCUGUGCAGACUAACAGAAGACGUUUCAAACAUCUGGAAGUCCCGCAUCCUUGACAUGGAUCCUAUUGCAAAGUCUGAUCCUCCACCAGAACUGCCAUGGAUAGGUUGAUGCCAUGUGUACCACCUGGUAAGUAUCAAACUUUUAGUCGGGUUGAUGCCUUGGUGGACCAAACCAAGAGGGGGGCCAUUCAUCUAUUUAACUACAAAUGCGUACACUCGGGAUUUCCUACUCACUUUUUCUACCCACUCUCUACCCGCCUUGAAUUGGAGCCACACAUCUCUACUAUGAAUUAAGAGAUGUGUGGCCCCAAUUCAGGGCGGGUAGAGAGUGGGUAGGAAAAGUUUGUAGGAAAUCUGGGCUCAAAUGCAUAAUGGUUAGACAAUUGUUAUGGCAGAGUGAACCCAUGUCCAAGAUAUUCAUUUAAACAAAUUUGUCAGUCCAACCAAUCUCUUUUUAGUUUAAUUAUUCACCAGGUUACUGUUCUGUUCUUUUU
Molecule: messenger RNA, 3071 nt
Organism: Nelumbo nucifera (sacred lotus)
Lineage: Eukaryota; Viridiplantae; Streptophyta; Magnoliopsida; Proteales; Nelumbonaceae
Product: Pentatricopeptide repeat (PPR) superfamily protein
Molecular function (GO): protein binding
Source: RefSeq, a predicted model, not a curated record